AUGAAUUAAGUCCUAACAAUUGCUUCGGUGACGCCAAAGCGAGAUUCGUCGUCUAUUUCUUCUAGCUCUCGACGACCGAGUCGGGACGAAGAAAUACGAAGGAUGAACCACAAGCGCACCAAGCAAUGGCCGCAAUAUCUGGCGGCGAUUACAGCAACAAUUUCCUUGGCGAUCACGGGUUCGCAUAUCGGAUGGACAUCACCAAUCCUGCCAAAGUUGAAGAACGAAAAAUCCCCGUUCGGGAUCACUUCAGGAGACGCAUCCUGGAUCGCAUCGUUUUAUCUAUUGGGAUCAAUCCCGGGGAACGUGAUCGCCGCCCUAAUCGUGGAUCGAUUAGGCCGGAAGAGCAGCCUCCUCUUAUCAGGGAUUCCCCUGAGCCUAGGGUGGGUGCUGAUAAUCCUGGCAGACAACGCCUACACCCUGUACGCCUCCAGGUUCAUAAGUGGCCUAGGUCAAGGCAUCGUCUACGUGGUAUGCCCCAUGUACAUCGGCGAGAUAGCCGAUAAGAACAUCAGGGGAUCCCUAGGGUCCUUCAUCAAGCUCAUGGUGACUUUUGGGGAACUUUACGCUCACGCUUUCGGUCCCUUCGUGUCCUACGAGUGGCUGGUCUACUGGUGUGCCAUAAUCCCGGCUCUCUUCUUCCUGACCUUCUCCUGGAUGCCGGAAUCCCCUUACUACCUGUUGAUGAAGAACCGCCAGGAGGCUGCUGCAGCGAGCCUUACCAAAUUGAAGAGGUACCAGACUCCGGGAGACCUCGAAGAAGACAUGGAGCAGAUGCAGAAGACCGUCCUCCGGGACUUAGUGGACAAGGCGAAGGUCUGGGACCUCUUCGACACCCCUGGGAACAGAAGAGCGACGCUGAUCAGUUUCGGACUGCAAUUGGUGCUCCAGUUUAGUGGAAUCGCGGCCAUAGAAUCAUACACCCAAGAGAUCUUCGAGGAAGGAGAAUCUGGACUCUCGGCAGGGGUUGCCGUGAUAGUCCUGAGCUCUCUUCAGCUAAUCGGAGGCCUAGGAGCCGCCGCCGUGGUGGAUAGGCUCGGCAGAAGACCUCUCCUCCUGAUCACGACCUUCCUGGCAGGAUUGGUGCUGUCCAUCAGCGCUGGCUUUUAUUUCCUGAAGUUGCACCUGGAAGUGAGUACCAAGGGCUUGGGUUGGAUCCUGGACGCCUCCGUCAUGGCGUACGAGCUGAUCAUCGCCCUGGGGCUCAGUCCGCUGCCGUACAUGAUGCUGGGGGAACUGUUCCCUACAAACGUCAAGGGUGUCACCGUGUCCCUGGUGAAUCUCUGGGCCUCUCUCUUGGCUUUCGUCGUCUCCAAGAUGUACCAAGUGGUUACGGACACCUGUGGGAUUUAUGCAGCCUUCGGAUGGUUCGCUUCCACGUGCUUCUUCGGCAUCGCCUUCAUCUUCUUCGUCGUUCCCGAGACCAAGGGGAAAUCCCUCCUGGAGAUUCAGGAGGAGUUGAACUGCAGGAAGUCCAAGAGGAGGAAGAGGGACACUCGGGAUGUGGAAAUUAGUACGAUUGCUUGAUCGGUCGGUCCAAACUUCGGGAUCUCCAAAAAUGGUAACGGACGAAGGUAUUCCUUGUAGAGAUGCUCCAAUUGUUUUUUUUUUUCUUGGCUUACCGUAUCGGAAUCUCCGGAAAUCUCUGGCCUGGUUUUUAUGCGCCCUUCCGGAUGUGCAGAUUUAAACAGAGUUGGGAAAUAUUCGCCAGUCUAUAAAAGGGUUAUAAUAUACAACUAUAGAUUGUAGUUACUUAUUACACCCUGUUUAGGAAUGGGCGAAUAUUUCAGGAUAUAAAUUUAAUACCACUUUUUUUUUUUCUCAAGGAAACAUUCCCAAGUGUCCGCC
Molecule: messenger RNA, 1848 nt
Organism: Orussus abietinus
Lineage: Eukaryota; Metazoa; Arthropoda; Insecta; Hymenoptera; Orussidae
Product: facilitated trehalose transporter Tret1
Exons: 4
Coding region: 103-1527 (474 amino acids)
Biological process (GO): carbohydrate transport; transmembrane transport
Cellular component (GO): membrane
Molecular function (GO): sugar transmembrane transporter activity
Source: RefSeq, a predicted model, not a curated record